GCUUAUAUUAACAAAAAAAUGAAAACAAAUACUUCAUUACAUUCAGUAUCAAGUUCCGCACAACAAUAUAUUUUUCCAACACAAUCCGAAAUUCGUAAACGUGCUUAUAUUAACGAAAAAAUGAAAAUAAAUACUUCAUUACAAUCAAUACCAAGUUCCGCACAACAAUAUUACCAAGCAAUCGAUGUAAGAGACAUUGUAGAAUCCCAAGAAGCACCUAAACAAACAAAAUCGAUUAAUUUCGAUCUUUCCGAUCAUGAACCAUCGUUACAUUCUGCACCAAUUACUCGAGAACCAACGUUUGAAUCGCUCAGCAUGUCGUCGAAAAGAAUGCAAAUGAGACAUUCUUUUCCUAUAACAUCAAAAAAUAAAUAUGAUUCGAAUCCAAAUUUAAACGAGGCUAUCAUACACCAUCCAGAUACACAUCGUUUAUUAAUCGUUCCAAUUUCAGUAAAUCAAUCUUAUGAAGCUGUUGGUGUUGAAGAAAGUCCUAGUAUAAUUGAGGAGAUAUCUAAAAAGGAUGAUAUAUCAAAAAGUAAAUCAAGGGAAGUAUCUAAAACUAGAUCAAGGGAUGAAUCAAAAAGUAUGUUAAUGCAUAAGUCAAUAGAGAAAUCAAAAGAUAGAUCAACUAAUAGAUCUUUAGAUAGGAAUCUAUCCCACCAAAGAUCUCCAUUAAAAUGUAACGAAGCUGUUGGUAUUGGGGAAAGUCCUUGUAUAAUUGGGGAGAUGUGUAAAAACGAUGAAACUUGUAAUGAAUUAAAUGAUGAAUCAAUGGUUGAACCAUCACAUGGUUUUAUACCAAGAGAUAUAUCAAACCGUCAAGAUAUAUCAAAAACUAAAUCAAGAGAUAUGUCUAAAACUAGAUCAAAAGAUAAACCAAAAAGUAUACCAAUGCAUAAAUCAGUAGAAAACUCAAAAGAUAGAUCAACCAAUAGGUCUAUAGAUAGGAAUUUAUCCUGCCAAAGAUCUCGAUUAAAAUCUAAUGAUCUUGAAGAAAAUUUGAAAAAGACGUCUAGUGGUGCUCAAAAAGUAAUGAAAAAAUCUAGUAGUAGUAUUGAUAAAUGUUGUGGGCCAUCAUCGCACGAACGUUAUCCUUGGUCUAAGUUUAGGUUAAAUAAAUCGAUUAGCGGAGGAAGCUGGGAUAUGUCAUGGAAAGAUUCGCGUGAUCUCACCGCACAAAAUUUUCCACCGGUGAAUCUGCCAAGUAGUAAAUCGUUUCUUCUUCAAAGUUGUGUUAAUGAAGAUUAUACAUCUUCUUCUAAUCAAUGUUUAUGUCCAAGUUGUCAGUAUAGGCCAAAAACAUCAGCUAUAAAUCAUGAUAGAGGCUCGCAAAAAUCUGUGGUUGUGCAAGAUCCCAAGAAAUUUGUAGGAAGCAGCUCUGUUUUUGACAGAAAAUAUGUUUGCAAUAGGGAUUAUGUGUUUCCACCACAUGAAGAUAAUAAAAAAGUUAAAGAUUUCCGAGCCAGCGGAAUGUCUGUUCCGCCCAUUGUUCAACCCGUUAUCGGAGUUUGCACCGAUAGAAAAUGUGGUGGUACCGGGAACGAAAAAUUAUUGGACGUUCGCUAUUCUGUAGUCCGGAUAUCCACUUUCACCGAUUAUACAACCUACGAAAUUUUAAAAUCGAGCGCUAAGAAACCUAGAAAAAUGCCGUGCAUCGUCGAAGGAAUUUUUGUUACUAAAAGGUGAUCUCUGUAUUCAAUUAAAAAAAAAACGAACAAAAUAAUAAACAAAUUAAA
This is a messenger RNA of Onthophagus taurus, 1736 nucleotides long. The record is from RefSeq and is a predicted model, not a curated record. Lineage: Eukaryota; Metazoa; Arthropoda; Insecta; Coleoptera; Scarabaeidae.